Messenger RNA from Purpureocillium takamizusanense, 744 nucleotides. RefSeq lists its product as uncharacterized. The transcript has 2 exons. The record is from RefSeq and is a predicted model, not a curated record. NCBI's taxonomy places the organism in Eukaryota, Fungi, Ascomycota, Sordariomycetes, Hypocreales, Ophiocordycipitaceae. Bases 1 to 744 code for a protein of 247 amino acids.
AUGGAUGAGAAAAAGAGGCUCGUCGAGUACGUGACCAGGUCCCUCAACGAAGAGGAGGACUUUCACUUUCUCCGGUUCGAGUUCCUCCAGCGGCUCAACAUCGUCAACCUGCAAGUCCAGCUGGCGCGCAUCAAGAGCCGCAUCCAGCGAGACAGAGAGGCGUCCGCGGAUGUUGUCGAGGACCUAGCCGCCAAGCUGCAGCAAUACGCGACCGCCAUCCGAGACUACCAGUUCCUGAGGAACAAGGCCAGCGUGGAGAGAGCAGAAGUGCCGCAUCGCAAGCUCCUGCUGCAAAAGUACCUCCAAUCAGAGUCGGACUUUGGCGACCCCUUCGAGUCGCACUAUUCGUACUUUCAUGACGCAGACGGCCGAGUCGAUCCGCUCCGGACCGCCAUGAUGAGAUACCUGCCCGCCCACCUGGCCUUUUCCCGCCAAGAGCGGCACGAGCGCGGCAAGGAGUUCACCGAGGGCAAGUCGCCCCGGGCGGUGUCGGGUCCCGUCGACCGCCUCGUCCGCUUCAUCGUGGCCGUCACCGGAGGCGUCUUCCUGGUCGUGCCCAUGAUCAUCAUGACGCUGCAUCCGUCGCAGACCAAGAGCCUGGUGACGGUGUCGGUCGCGGUGCUCAUCUUUUCGCUCAUGCUGUCGUUUGUCGUACGCGUCUCCAACGUCGAGACGCUCGUCUCUACGGCCACGUACGCGGCUGUGCUGGUUGUCUUUGUCGGCACGAGUACUGCCAGCUCAUGA